Molecule: messenger RNA, 3340 nt
Organism: Saccostrea echinata
Lineage: Eukaryota; Metazoa; Mollusca; Bivalvia; Ostreida; Ostreidae
Product: cilia- and flagella-associated protein 36-like
Exons: 8
Coding region: 1-1314 (437 amino acids)
Cellular component (GO): axoneme; ciliary base
Source: RefSeq, a predicted model, not a curated record
AUGGCGAAGCGAGGUGAUUGGGUUUACGAUGAAUUACUGUGUUUCUUGGGAAAUCCUUUUUUUCAAGUUCCUGUCUUGACUUUUAUGGAGUCUAAAUGUUUAAUUUUUGACCCAAGUAUUGAAGACAGUGAGGAAUACAAGAAGGUUUACCAGGAAUACAAAGCUGUUAUUCAGAAGUUGCUGGAUGCCUUUAUAAAAGAUACAGGUAUCAGCCAUGACCAGGUCAUUAAAGCUCUCCAAGACAUGAACAAAAAAAAGGACAUCAAAGAAAUGUUUCAGAGCUUGUUUGAGCAGUUCUUUGCUGCUGAGGACUACGGGAUUUUUGUUCGACUGAUGAUUCAGAAAAACAUUGAGUUACAACAGCAGGCUCUAGCAAUGAUUAUGCAGAUGCAGGGAGCACUCCCUGACAGCCUCAGUGAGGGGGCACCAAAGGCUCCCUCCUCAUCAUCACCCCCUGCCCCCUCCAAUGAGCAGUAUGGGGCACAAAAUGAGGAAGAAAUCCUAAAGGCUGUGUUAGAACAGUCCAAACGAGAAUAUGAGGAAGAACAAAAGAAGAAGAAGACAAUGGAAGAAGAAGAGAUGAAGAAGGAGAUGGAGAGCCUGAUAAAGAUCUCCCAAGUGGAGCAUUCCAGACUGGAAGAGGAGAAAAGUAAAGAGAAAACCAAGCUAGACCAGGCUUUGUUUGGAAUGACAUUGAAUGAAUCAGCCCCACAAACCAGUGUAUCCAGUAAACCACCAGCAGGAAACACCAAACCACCGCCAGCAAAACCACAAACAGAUCUCAAGUCAGCGCCCAGUAUAUCAGUGACCCCUGCUGCUCCUCAAAGUGUCGCAGCCCCUCCUAAACCGGCAGAACCCGCUGUCCCCACGGCUAGUGUCACUGCGGCAAUUGCUUCUCAGAAAUUACCACAGGUGGGUCAACAAAAACCCCAAAUGUCCAGUGCAGAGGCUGCAGCUAACUGGUUAAAACAGACAGAUGACACUCCUUCUCAGAAUAAACCAUCCACCUCAGCUGUCCAUGCUGCUGCAGCAGCCAUGUCAAACAUGAACCCAGAGGAACUGAAAAAGAGACAAGAUUUUUUGAAGCAACAAAGAGACAAAUUGCUAGAAAUGAAGAAAAAAGAAAGAGAAAAACAGUUAUUAGCUGCAGAAAAGUCCCAACCAAAACGUCCUGUAUCUGCUCGCAUGGCCAAGUCAGCCAUGGAGGAUGGAGUGUCAGAAAAGUCCAAUAAACUAAGUCCAGAGGAGGAGAAAAAGAUGGCUAUGAGAAAAGCAAUUGCUGACCGUCUGAAGGCAGAAAUGCUGGGAAAAUAGUGCAUAAUAAAAACAGUGACCUAUGUGGUAUUGACAAAACUUUGAUCUGUUAUAUAUUUCCUAAAGGUUUUUAUGCAUUCGUGGAGAAAAAAUGUCAUUUUUGUGGUCUUUUGUAAUGAAUGUGAUAGAUUUGAAUGAGAAAUAAAUAUCAGUUAAAGGGAGAUAAGUGAAUUUGAAUUGACUCGUUUUGAAGAUUAUCAUGUUUGAUCUGUAUAAUGUAUUUUGAGGUUUACUACAAGUUGUGGUGAAAUGUUUUACUUUAUUGCAUCAUGUGUACAUGUAUAUAUUCAUGACUGAUAUUCAAGAUUGUUCAUUGAGGAAAAUAAAAAUUACUGGUGGAAUAGUAUAAUGAGCCUAGGUAAAAAUGAACCCCCAGUGAUACAUAAUGUAUCAACCUUUUAGUCUAUUAUUUUAUUAUUAAUAAUAUACUGUUGAGUAGGUACUAUGCCCAAACCCUUUAGUUGUUAUAGUUCUACUUAACAAUUACUAGUAUUUUCAGGUUGUGUAAGUUAUGUUUUAAUAGCAAAUAUAUCUUUAGUGUUCCGAGUUAUGGAUUAUUUUUAAGAAUAUUGUGUUGAUUAUUAUACAACAUAACUUUAAUACUGUUCUUGGGUUUAGAGCACAGUUGUAUAAUAUUUUUUAAAGUACAUGUACAAUAGUACAUAUAUUGUACAUGUACUUGUGCCAGUUGUUUUAUGUACCGGUAAAGCUGCAUAUGAGAGGAAGUUCUAAAUACAUUCAGCUGGAUACUGUAUUAAUUUUUUAUAUUCUAUUAUUGAACACUCUAUUGUGUUGCUCCUCUCUGUAUUGGAAUUUUAAAGUUUGGUUGUGAAAGUCUCUCUACUCCAGUCAAAUAUCACAUGACCUCGUUCCUCUACUCCAGUCAAUUAUCACAUGACCUCGUUCAUUCCAGUUUUCUCUCAUAUUAAGUCAGCAUUUUUGUAAAAUCAAAAGGGUUAGUGCAUUAACUCCUUAAUCAGACAUGCUUCCUACUUGGGAAAAUAUGUUUUUAUCUGGAAAAAAAAAACUUAAAUCUUAUAACACUCUGGCAUUUUGAGAAUUUUUUUAAGUUGACUUUUUAAACCUGUAUGCAAUAUUUAUGCACAUGCAUCAAUCAAUGCACAAUGCUCCUUUAUCGUUGCAGUGUUCCUGAUGAGGAAUUGAUGUUGAAAUUUUUUUCUGCACAUACCAAGUCAUUAUAUAUAAGAGUUCACAUUUACCUUUGUUCAUUCACUUAUGUAAUAUUUUUAGUUUGGAGGAGGAAAGUAAGCAGAAGAAGAAAUUUUACCAAUAUGACGUUUUGCUCCUUCAACAAUUCAAACAUUGAUAUUUUGUCAUUCUUAUUUUUUGUUUUCCAGUGAUUUGUGUAAUAUGGUGCUUUGUUUGCCAUUAUGUUUUUUGUCUUAUCAUGUAUGUAUAGAGCAGUGGAGGUUGUAUUCUUCAUUUAAGUGGCACAUUGAAGAGAAGAACGAGUGGUUCACAUUUCCUUAUAUGUUAAUUACUUCAAGAUUUCCGAGUAGUACAUCUGACUGACAAUUAGGGGAAAAAAGAUUCAUCAUAUGACAUUUGGUUUAUGAAUUGUAACAGUUACUGGACUUUUUUUCUAUUCUGAAUCACAUAUUUCAGAUGUGUAGAUAAAUAUUACUUGUAUAUAAGUCUCAUAUAUCAUAAUUAAAAUCACUAUUGUCCAAAUGAUAGGCAGUAUAACAGAUUUCUUUGGCUUGUAAUUUUCUUAAUUUUAUCCUUCAAAUGUACCAUUCAAUUUUUUUUUUCCAAUCCAGUUGCUUUGUGAAAAAGCGAAUGAUGCAAUUUAAACCUGAAUACCAUAAAAAUUUGAAAAAUGCAAAAUUAAACUUAUACACUAAAUAAUGUAAUAAAUUGUAUAAUCUACUACAACACAUAAAAAUGGGUCUCUUUCUAAUUAUAAAAAUCCGAUCCUGGAAGAGUUUUACUGAACUAUUGUGUGAAUAUUUUGUUGCAACAUUCUUGACAUAAAAUUCUGUGAUAAUAAAUGCAAUUGAAAUAU